This is a messenger RNA of Manihot esculenta (cassava), 3019 nucleotides long. Its product is annotated as U-box domain-containing protein 52. Lineage: Eukaryota; Viridiplantae; Streptophyta; Magnoliopsida; Malpighiales; Euphorbiaceae. Gene Ontology annotation, biological process: protein phosphorylation. Bases 345 to 2540 code for a protein of 731 amino acids. The transcript has 9 exons. Gene Ontology annotation, molecular function: protein kinase activity; ATP binding. The record is from RefSeq and is a predicted model, not a curated record.
GAAAGGCCAGGUCAAAAUGUCUAAAACAAGUAAACGGAGGAGAGGCACAAAGUCUGAGUUCGUUAUGUUUGUUUUGGUUUUGAUGAUGGAGUUUACAUGAAUUUUACACCACCGGAAGAGAGAGAAGCUAAUUGCCUUAGCUUCUUCCUGCUUCCUUUUCUGUUUCCUUCUUUCUUUUCUCGUUAGCUAAAAAAGAAAAUCCAAGAAGGAAAAAGAAAACCAGACACAGCGGGUUUGGAGACUUGCCUGGUGGGUGGCAGUGUUGGGACGGUGCCAAAUUCUUGGCAUCUUCACAGCCUGCAACUCACAAUUCUUGGGUCUUUCUUUUUCUUUUGUUUUCUUAAAUGGCUCUCGUCCCUUAUGACGAUGGGUCAUCGCUGACAAAUGCCACCGUUGUAGCCAUUGACAAAGACAAGAACAGCCAGUAUGCCGUCCGAUGGGCUAUUGAUCAUCUUAUAAUCAAUAACCCAGUUAUUGUUCUUAUUCAUGUUAGACACAAGACCCAUCAACAUCAUUCUGCCAAUGGGAAUGAUUCUGAAUCAGAUGAAGUGCAGCAGCUUUUCAUUCCCUUCCGAGGAUAUUGUGCUCGUAAAGGGGUUCAGUUAAGGGAGGUCGUAUUUGAUGAGACAGAUGUGGCAAGAGCACUCCUGGACUAUAUCAGCAAGAACUAUGUUGCAAGUAUUGCUCUUGGUGCUUCAACGAGAAAUGCUCUUACCAGGAAAUUCAAAACCCAAGAUGUUCCCACCAGCUUAAUCAAAUCUGCACCAGAUUUUUGUUCUGUCUAUGUUAUUUCCAAAGGAAAAAUCAUGUCUGUAAGAACAGCACAAAGGCCUGCUGCUAAUCCUCCAGUUCCACCCAAGGCACCAUUUCCACUAUCACUUCCAGCUCCACACCCUUAUGAUCACCCUGAACAUGAGGAUGGAUUUAGAGGACAGUAUGCGAAAGCAUAUUACAGAAAUCCAGCAUCAUCAGAAAAAUUUCUUUUGGACAAGAGCAACGAUUCCUUCAGAAGUCCAUUUCGUGAGAGAAUUAGAACUCCAUCCAUUCUUUCUAUAGAAGGCAAUGACGUCUCAUACCCAGGGACAGGGCCAAGACUUUCAAAUGCUCGCGAAUCUAUACAUGAAGAUACUGAUCUUUCAGCGCCAUUUUUUCCGGGGUCCUUAGACAUUGCAGCCCAAAAUUCAGAAUGUUCUCAGAUGUCUCCCACAGAGGGUCUUUCACAAAAUGCACGAGACUUGGAAGCUGAGAUGAGAAGACUGAAGCUUGAACUUAAGCAGACCAUAGACAUGUACAGUACAGCUUGCAGAGAAGCACUCACAGCCAAAAAGAAGGCUAGUGAGAUUCAUCAAUGGAAAAUGGAGGAGGCUCGGAGAUUUGAGGAAGCUAGACUUGCUGAAGAGGCAGCUCUUGCCAUUGCAGAGAUGGAAAAGGCCAAGUGCAAGGCUGCUAUGGAAGCAGCAGAGAAAGCACAGAGGCUAGCAGAGAUAGAAGCACAAAAAAGAAAACAUGCAGAGAUGAAAGCCAAGAGAGAAUCCGCUGAGAAGGAUCGUGCACUGAAUGCUUUAGCACAUAAUGAUGUGCGGUACAGAAAAUACACUAUUGAAGAGAUAGAAGAAGCCACAGAAAAUUUUUCCAACUCAAAUAAAAUUGGUGAAGGAGGAUAUGGACCUGUGUACAAAGGCAAGCUUGACCACACACCAGUUGCUAUAAAAGCUCUAAGACCUGAUGCUGCUCAAGGGAAGAAGCAAUUCCAACAGGAGGUUGAGGUUUUGAGCUGCAUCAGACAUCCAAACAUGGUCCUUCUUCUUGGAGCCUGCCCGGAGUAUGGAUGCUUGGUGUAUGAAUACAUGGAAAAUGGCAGCUUGGAAGAUAGGCUGCUUCGAAAAGAUAACACCCAUCCAAUUUCGUGGAGGAGAAGGUUCAAGAUAGCUUCUGAGAUAGCAACUGCCCUUCUAUUUCUCCACCAAGCAAAGCCAGAACCCCUUGUCCAUAGGGACCUUAAACCAGCUAACAUCCUCUUGGACCGUAACUUUGUGAGCAAGAUUAGUGAUGUUGGCCUGGCACGGUUAGUUCCCCCAUCGGUAGCUGAUAGUGUGACUCAAUAUCACAUCACAUCAGCUGCAGGUACAUUUUGCUACAUAGAUCCUGAGUAUCAACAAACAGGAAUGCUAACUACAAGAUCAGAUAUAUACUCGUUGGGAAUAAUGUUGCUUCAAAUUAUCACUGCCAAAUCUCCAAUGGGUCUUGCACAUCAGGUUGCCAAGGCCAUUGAAAGAGGAACAUUUGAAGAGAUGCUUGACCCCUCGGUGACAGACUGGCCUGUUGAAGAUACUUUAAUCUAUGCUAAAAUGGCACUCAAGUGUGCUGAACUAAGAAAGAAGGACAGGCCAAGUCUUGCCACAAUUAUUUUGCCAGAGCUUAACCGGUUGAAAGAUCUCCAAAGGCAUAACAUUGAUCAACAUGGUGAUCCUCCACACGGCAGCAGAAGUCGCAGUCGUAGCCCUCUUCGUCAUUCUCCCUCAACUGGAAAUGACACAUAAAGCAGCUGAUGUGGGGAAUUCACCACAUAUGUGGGAAGAUGAAAGUGAAAGAAGUUGAGGACCAAUUACAUACAAACAGAAUCAAAUACUAGAAAGCUGCUUGCUGAUAAACAAAAGGGUGGAAAUUGAAGGGUGCUGGUCAGUUGAGUUGCUAGUUUUUAUUUAAAAAACAACUUAAAUCAAGAAAUGUAUAUCAGAAGAACAAGAACUAUAUAUCUUCAGACUUUUUUAUUUUUUUGGUUCUUGUAAAAAAUGGCUACAAAGAAAUUGCACCAGAAAAUUUCCAUUAUUGUUUUUCUCGCAGCAGAAUAGAUAGUGAUUUGUUCGUUACACUACAAUCUUCAAGUUCCUGGAAACUUCUUUAUAUUCAUAUACCUCUUCAGAGGAGACAAGAUAGUGAUACCAUAUUACAUCAUGCAAGUUCUCUCCACCAAUUAUUUUAUCGAUAUAUUAUAAUAAAAUGAAAUAAUCUAUCAAGA